This is a messenger RNA of Herpailurus yagouaroundi (jaguarundi), 1526 nucleotides long. Its product is annotated as cleavage and polyadenylation specificity factor subunit 6-like. Lineage: Eukaryota; Metazoa; Chordata; Mammalia; Carnivora; Felidae. The transcript has 2 exons. The coding region runs from base 20 to 424 and encodes 134 amino acids. The record is from RefSeq and is a predicted model, not a curated record.
AACUCGCCCACCCGCCCGGAUGUGGCGUCACCGCCGCGCCCUGCCGCGACAGACCCCGGGCGGGCGGCCCUCGGCGCGAGCGCGGGGCGGGGCCUUUCCCAGCCCAGCAAAGGGGGGCGGGGCAGCGCCGGGCGCGGGCUACCAUGGCAACCGGAAGGCGCGCGACAGGCUGCCCUCUGCCCCGCAGCAGGUCCGCCGGGCCGCGCGGCGUCCGCCUUCACCGCGCACCCGACGCCGCCCCGGCUUCCACCCACCGCACACAGGCUCCAAACUCGGGUGCGGGGACAGGCCAGGGCUUGCUGGGCCCCAGCCUCAGAAGAGCCCGGCUCUGCAGCCUCCGCUCCUUUCCGGGUGGGCCCAGAUCACCCCGCCAGACUGCCGAGGGCCUUUCAGCCCACAGCAUCCUGGAGUCCUCCUGCUCUGAAGUACUACAGGGAAGUGGCCAUGAGAAACUUCCAGCGCGCUUCUUCCAUCAUCUUGUUCCUUCUCCCCUUCUCCCCAUGUCUUCCAGGCACCCUCAAAGUCACCCUUGGGUGUCCGGGAGAGGUGAGGGACCUGUGCCCCUGGCGGGCUCCAGCCUGGGCUCCGGAGAAGGUAUAUGGCCUGCCCUGCCUGGCAGAACUGAAGCGAAGACUUUAGGAGAUCAAGGGCGGAGCCCCUCUGCCAGGAAGAAGCCCACAGGCCUUGGUGCUCUUCUCCCGGCGUCUUCCCUCACAGGGGUCCAGCCUGGCUCCCCGCCGGGGGGGGGUUUCUUCUGAGGAGGAUCAGGUCUGUUGACCGUCACGCGGCAGGCGGGUGUGUCUCCGCUGUGGCAGAACGGAGCCCGAGUUAUAGCUGCAGCGGGUGGCCGUGCGGGGGUGGGCGGGGGUGCCCUGCUUCAGCCCCAGGCCUGUUCCAUGUGUCCGUGUUCCCAUUAGUCCGGAUUCCCACCCCCACCCUGCCCCACACAUAUACCCACUCCACAGUGCCCUUGAUCUAGAUCAAUGGCUUGUCUAAAGCCCCAGUCGAUGCCCGUUGUGCGCCUCCGGCCCUCCAGGGGAAGGCUGACAAGAGGGCGCGCGGCCCCACGCUAACCCUGUGGUGUCAUUUCGUGUCCUUGCUCCCCAUGGCUCUUACUGGGGGGGGGGGGGCGGGGGGUGUGUGUGUAACGCUUGCUCUCGUGACCACCAGCCUCACCCUCACCCCCACGUUCAGCUCCCUUCUCUGGGAGCCUCAACUGCCCUGGUGAACCAGAGGCUAGGAAGUGACAGGAGCGAAAAGCACCUCAUGUUUGGGGACACUGAUGUAGAAGAGGAGCAGUUCUCUCAGAAGGAGACUGACCUCGGGGCUCGAUGAGGCAGGCCUCAGGUGGCCCCGAUAAAAGGGAUCUGAGUCUCCUGGCGGUGCCUCCUGUGUGGCCAUCUCGAACCAGGCCGGACCCUCUGGGGCUGGAGGUGGAGAAGGUGCCAGCCCCAGAAGGAAAAGGGGCUGGCUGGGUGGCUAUGACCCGGGGAAACAGUUGAUGUGAUCAGAGCAGACAGAGCAGG